This is a messenger RNA of Chelonoidis abingdonii (Abingdon island giant tortoise), 13031 nucleotides long. The record is from RefSeq and is a predicted model, not a curated record. Lineage: Eukaryota; Metazoa; Chordata; Testudines; Testudinidae.
UUGCGGCACCGGGGACACAGAAACAGAGUGAGAAGAGGCUUGGAGGGACAGUGAAGGGGUGACUCCCACAGAGAGAGAGAAUGCAGCUCAGCAUCGCCUUAGCCCAGAUGCUACGGUGAUGGGCCUAGUAUGAAACCUAGACAGACAGGUCAUUUCUGUGGAUCCUUCGGAGACUGUGAUACCCUGCGGAGCUGCAUGGCAGGGGUGAUGCUGAGCCAAGGCUUGCAGCUGGGCUGGCUGCUCCUCCCCCUGCUGGCCAGAGGGACUGCUGGUAUGUGGAGCCUUGUCUCUGAUGAAUCCUCUUGCCCUCAAGGUGGACGGAUCCAUUUGCAGAAUCUGAACUGCUACUGGCUCAGCCAUGCCAAGGAGACCUGGCAGAAUGCGAGAAGGCUGUGCCAGGAGAUCCCCGGUGGAGAUCUGGCAAUUGUAAGAACUCAGGAGGUGCAGAGCUUCCUGCAGGAGACUUUCUCUGGUGCUGGUAUGGUCUGGAUUGGGCUAAGCUCCUUGGGUUCCUUGCACUGGGUCGAUGGGAGCCUUGUGGACUCGUUCCAGAACUGGACCCCCUUUGGUCAGCCCAAGGGCAAGGAGAGCUGUGUCCAGAUGCACCUCCUCAACCCAGAAGGGGUUUGGAGCAGUAGCCCGUGCUCUGCAAAGUCCCCGUUCCUUUGUGAGAAGAGAGCUGGAGUCACCCUGCCCAGCCCGGAUGUGUUUCUGACGGGCGUGCCAGUGUUCAGCGGAGUCUAUGAUGUGAGGAAUGUCAGCACCGAGCUGCUGCCUCCUCUCCUGGGGCCUGACAGCGUUGAGUUGAUGCUCUUUCCAGGCCUCUGGUUCAGCCACGCUGGUAUUCUAGUCUCCGUAGACUUCGGGGUACAAGGAACAAAGAAGCCUGUUCUGGUCCAGUUCCAGAUCUUCCGCCCACAUUGCAACCCCAACCAGCACUUGGUUCCUCCCGGCUGCGAGCUUCACACGCCAUUCGCCUGCUGUCACUCCCGGCCGCUCUGCAACACCACGGGUUGGUGCCCCAGCGGGCAGCAGUGGUGCCCACUGAGUGAAGGCUGCUUGAACAUCUCCAGUCCUUGCAGCUCUUAUGCCUUUGAGAAUGUGACUUCCAGCAUCUUGCCCAUCCGAAACCCCCCACGUUACAGUGGGACCCCACCCUUCUACUCGCCGGUGGCUAACUUCCCUCUGCUACUCACUCCCAGCAGUGCAAAAAGGCAUGUCCAGGUUCUCCUGCCUAGAGAGGAGAUCAGUGUGUAUCCAGAUGACAUUAUCGGAAUACAGCAUAACGCAGGGGUGAGCUCCCUCCUCCGGUGCCUGCAGCAUUCCCAUUCCCCCUGGCGACAGAGCUAUAUCAGCCUUGUGAAGGCUGGCUGGUGGGAGGGAAGCAUCAGCAGCUUUACCAACCCCACCUGGGUGGACCAUGUCGUCUGUGACCUCCGAGUGGCCUUUGUGGGCAAGCCCCAGAGCUUUGCUGCCACGCCGCCCCUGGCCAGGCAUUCAGAACGCGGUGCAUACACCUACACGGCAACGGUGAGGAAUGCGGUCAGUAGCAGGCAGAUGAACUGCACGGUGGAGGUGCAGACCAAGAUUGGUGGGCUGCAAAUUAUCCACCCGACACUGGUCAAUGGGAAGUUCAAUGUGGCCACCAAGAAAGAUACUCUGAUUGUCAUCAAGAUUCUCUCUGGCUGUCAUGCCGUGGCUCACUGGAUGGCACCCGUGGGUAAGGCUGGGGUGUUAUUUGAGGCCACCUGCCCAGGCAGCAUUAUAGCAUUUGUCCCCGCCUGCCGCAGAGACACUGCAGAUACCUGGUUCUCCUCCACCCUGCUUCGCAUGGAGGAGCCAAGAAUGGAGACGCUGAAUGUGCUGGUGUCCAAUGAGAUCAGCACCCAGAAGCUGUCAAUGAAGAUCGAGUCAUAUAAUGCCAUCAAGGGGCUCCGGGUGGUGCCGCCUGGCCCCCGCAGGAUGCUAGUGGACAUGUCUCAGGUGUUCUCUGCGGAGCUCACCCAGGGCUCCUCUGUCUCCUACAGCUGGGUCAUUGACAACAUGGACAUGUUUGCCUACAAUGGACAGACCUACAGCGUCAAGUUUAAGAGGCCUGCCACGUACCAGCUGAAGCUGAGAGCUGAGAAUCCUGUGAGUUCGGAGGUGGUGGAAGUGGCACUGAGAGUCGAGGCUAUGAAUCCACUAGCCAACCCCGAGAUAGUGGGGCUUCCCGGGGUGGUGGCAGUUGACACCCUCCAGACUCUGGUGUUCAGGGUGGAAGUGGACACUGCCAUGGAAGUCACCGUGAGGUGGGGCUUUGGGGAUGGCAGCCCAGAUGUGGAGAGCCUGCUGUCUCCCCCCUACGAUUCUCAGCUGUCACGUCCAGAUCCACAGGGAGAGAGGGUCCAGGUGCUGGCCAGAGUAACCCACAUGUACACUCAACCAGGUGACUACUCAGUGACCGCAGAGGCCAUCAACAAAUACAAUCGAGUGGAGCAGGUGGCUAAAGUCCGUGCGGUCUGCCCCAUAGCUUCCGUGACCAUUCUGGUGACUCCAGCCUCCCCGCUGGUGAACGAAGUGACAAAGUUCAAGGCGUUACCCCGCCCUUCUCCCUAUGGCAUUGUUUACUCCUGGAACUUCAAUGAUGGAUCUCCCACGCAGGAGGGAGUGAAUUCGCUGGUACACCAUCGCUUUGAGAAGAGCGGGGUUUACAACGUGAUGCUGCGGGCCAACAACAACCUCAGUGAGGUGCCAUCUGACGUGGCUGUGAUGGUCAGUGAAGGUGUUGCGGGUCUCCGCAUGGUGGCCAGCGGACCUACUGAGCUGGGUGCAGCCACAGUUGUCAAUGCUGCGUUGGCCUCUGGCACAGAUGUCCUGUGGACUUUUAACAUGGGGGACGGGUUCGUCUACAGCAACCUGAAUCUAAGCUUUGUCUCUCACACCUUCGCCAAAGAAGGCAACUACACGGUGACAGUGAUGGCUCACAAUGCCGCCACCUCUACCUGUGUCUCCACCAUUGCAGAGGUUUAUCGGCUUCAAAUCACCAAGAUCCUAGCACCCAUCUGUCUCUCCAGUGGGGAACAGACUCCCUUCCAAGCAGUGGUAACGGGGCCAAGCAAAGGAGUUCAGUUCUGCUGGGAUUUCCAAGAUGGCAACCCCCCUGCUGUUGGGGUCGGAGACCCCACGGUCUUUCACAGCUACCCAGUAGCGGGGAGCUACAAGCUGAACCUGACUGUACGUGGAACAGUAAGCACAACCUCUUGCCAACUGGCCAUCUGCGUAGAGGAUCGGAUCCGCUCGGUUAAGCUGACAGCACCGACGCUGGCUUUAGCUUUAGGGGAACCCACGUGUUUCCAGGCUGAGGUGGUUCCAGUGCCAGACCCCCAGCACCAAUAUCAGUACCACUGGGAUUUUGAUGUUGGUGAGGACCCAGUGACCUCAGGGUCUCCAGAAAUCACAUUCACCUAUCUGGAGGGAGGAUCAUACCGGGUGACGGUCACUGUGUGGAACAUGGUGAGCCGGCAUAAUGCCUCAGCAGAUAUCCUGGCUCAGAGGGUGAUUGGCACCAUCUCCAUUCUCCACAGCGGUGAAACGGAGAGCUUUCUGGCACUGGGUACCUCCUACCUCUUUACAGCUGAGGUCCCCUGGGACAGUGCAGCCACCUUCCUGUGGAACUUUGGAGACCAUUCUCCCCCACAAGUAGGUCAGAGCACCUUCCACACCUACCACACAGCCGGAGACAUCACGGUCACCGUGACCGGAGAGAACCAGGUCAGCCGUAGAAACGCCUCGCUUGACGUUACGGUCCUGGCCCCCGUGCAGCUGCUGGCUCUGAGCACUGAGAGGCCCGUCUGUGAAGUCAGGCAGGAGGUUGCCUUCCACGCCUCUCUGGCGGCAGGAGACCAGGUGCGCUACCUCUGGGCUAUUGGACAGCCACGUAGCUUUCACCAGGGGCCCGCCACUUUCUCCCACACCUUCCCUGCCGGCGGUGUCUUCGUGGUUUUUGUCACAGCUGAGAAUGCAGUGAGCACAGAGAAGGCGAACAUCACUAUUGAGGUCCAGGAGCGAGCCCAGGGGGUUCAGAUCCACAGCAGGAACGUGGUGCAGGGCAGGUACCUGGCAUCUGCUGAGCCCUUUAUGCUGAAUGCCAAAGUUACCCAGGGCUCCAACAUCACCUUCCGCUGGGUGAUUUCUCAAGGUCUGCACCGAGUGUUCACUGCAACAGGACAGUCGCUCACUUACUGUUACAAUGCGAGUGGGGAGCUGCUGGUGGAGGUGAGAGCUGGGAACGUGCUGGGAGAGGCAUCUGCUGGUCUUGCACUGCAGGUGGUGGAGAGAGCCUGCGGUGUGAAGGUCCAGGCAGCCAGUGACAGUGUGGCUGUGGGAAAGCCAGUGAACCUGUCUGUCUCUGUGGCCUCUGGGACUGAUUUGCUCUAUUCCUGGCACAUUGAGGAACAUGCCCAGCUCCUGCUCACCACCUCCUCCUCUCUGUCCUAUGCUUACUCCACCCUGGGCUCCAAGCUGGUGUUCGUCACCGUCUCCAACGUCCUCGGUUCCAGCAACGGCUCCACAGAGCUGAGAGUCCAGGAGCCUGUUUCCAGGGUGAGCUUCGCAGUGGAAGGAAGCUCUCCCCCCUUCUUUCUGAUGUCAGACACCUCUAGGCAGCUCUGGGGCUCGGUGGCUGCAGGCUCUGAUGUCGCAUGGGAGUGGCAGUUGCGGGGGAAGGAGAAGCAGCAGCUCUUCCAUGGACAGAACAUCUCCUGCGAAUUCAGUGCGGCUGGAGUCUACCAGGUGGACCUCCGAGCCUGGAAUGAUGUCAGCGAGGACACAGUCCAGCAUCCCAUGGUCGUCCAAGACCCCGUGGCCGGGCUGGCUGUGGAAGUGGACAGGCAGGACGUGUGCACCGACGACAGGGUAGUCUUCAUGCUGCACGCCCAGAGGGGCACAAAUGUGAGCUAUGCUCUCACCGUCCCCUCUUUGGGGCUCAGUCUGGAUGUCCGCGGAGGAACACAUCACUUCUCUUUCCCAACAGCGGGUUCUCAUCAGGUGCUGGCAUUGGCCUCCAACAAUGUCAGCACUCAGCUAGUCUCUGUUGUGGUGCAGGUGCUGGAGAAGGUUCGGGGGCUGCACAUCCCCAAUUGCUGCCCAGCCAUCAUGGAGUCCAACAAGGAGCUGGCACUCAUGGCCCAGGUGCGAGCCGGGGAGAAUGUCACCUUCUUCUGGAUCUUUCACCUCCCUGGGCACCCUGCAUAUGAAGCAGCAGGCCAGCAGGUUGGGUAUGUGCCACCCGGAGCAGGUAACCUGACCAUUCACGUAGAGGCCAGUAACCCGUUCUGUGCUGCAUCUCUGACGGUGACCGUGGCCCUGCAGGUGCCCAUAAAGGCAGCCACCUUGUCCAGCAAUGGGACUGGGGCUUUCCUCAAUCAGACAGUGGCAUUUGAUGUGGUGGUCAUGGGUGGCAGCGAUUUCCACUCCGAGUGGAAGUUCGGGGACUCGGAGGCGACCUUUGCCGGCAGCAGGGACGAGAGGAUGUUUCAUCAUUAUGGCCAUGCUGGGGAUUUCUUAGUGGAGGUGAAGAUCUACAAUGAAGUCAGUUUUGUCCUGGUGCAGACAACAGUCACCGUGCGGGAGCUGGGGUGUGACAGCCCCAUGGUGAGGCUGGUGGAGCCGCCCUCCUCUGUCCCCAGAUCCCUCACCAGCUACUUUGAGGCCAGCAUAGACCUGAAGGGCUGCACGGCCUACAAGGCCCUGUAUCUCUGGGAGGUGUUCAGCAGCCCCAGCUGUGAGCAGCUGGCUGAGGCCGACCAGGUGCCCCUGCAGCACGCAGACCUGCUCACCCCGUCACUCACGCUCCCCAAGCUUUCACUGGACAUCGGCACCCACUGCCUGCGCUUCACUGCCUCUCUCCAGCACACCCCUCUGACCCAGACACUUUCCCUGCUCAUCACCGUCAUCCCCAGCAAGUUGGUUCCCGUCAUCCGAGGCGGGUCAUGGAGGAGCUGGUCUGCUCAGCUGGACCUGGUUCUGGAUGGCAGUGGGUCGUACGACCCCGACGUGGGGACGGCCGCAGACUCUUCCCUGGAAUAUUACUGGGACUGUGAGAAUGUGUCCUCGCCGUGGUGUGCCCCACCUCACCUGCAGGGCGGUGCCAGCGUCACCAUUCCCCACACUGUGCUCUGCAGAGGCACUGGCUAUCGCUUCAUUCUCACAGUGAAGAAGCUGGGGAAGGAUCCAGUCUCCAUGGCCCAGAUGGUUUGGAUUGAGCCCGGCCAGAUCCUGCCCAUGACCAUUGAGUGCCGUUCUUGCAGCGCCCUGUCGAGCUAUGAAAUCAGCAGAAGCGUCCACGUCACUCUGGCCGGACAGUGCCAGAGCUGUGACAACAGGACCAUGUACAAAUGGACGGCUCAGAGUUCAGACGGACAAAAUUUGACCCUGAACCAUGUGACCACCUCCACGGGGGACUCAAACCGGGACCUGGUGAUCAGACAAGGGGUCCUGCGGGAUGGGGUGAAUUACUCUUUCACAUUGUCAGCCUCCCAGCCUGGAGGGGAGCUGCAGGGGGGAUCCAGCAUCACUCUGACCCCCAACAACCCGCCCAGGGGAGGGGUCUGCACCCUGACACCCGAACACCACCUCUACCUCCUGGAGACUCUGGUCUCAUACCAGUGCACAGGCUGGGUGGAUGAAGACAGCAGCCCUGUGCAGCUGAUUUACACUCUGAUUGCUGAACAGUGUUCCCCCGACGGCAGGCACUGCCAGCACUUCUGCCUCUACCGAGGGAUCAAAUCUUCCUUCAGCACCUUCCUCCCUGCGGCCAUAGGCGGCAGCCGCACCACUGUCAACGUCCUAGUGGAGCUGGAAGACUCGCAGGGGGCGAAGACUCUGGCCCUGAAUCGGACCCUGACUCUCGCCAUGCCGGUGCUCCCGGCGGGCUUCCCGACUGUCACCAGCUGGCUGAAGAACAAGAGCCAAUCAGAACUGUGGGGUGUGGUCCAGCAGGGCAACCCUCAGGAGGUGAUCCCAUACUCCCUGGCCCUCAUCACAGUACUGAAUCAGAACUCGGGCAGCCAGGGCAAUGAGGAGGAGCUGAGGGACCGGAUCUCCAUCCGCAGCAACGUCACCGCAGCCCUGGCCUCCCUCAAUAUCUCCAGUGUGAAGGAGGUUGCCCAGCUGAGCGCGGCGCUGCAGCAAUGUGUGGCAUUCCCAGGAGAGCUCAACCUUGAAAGCCAGGCCAGGACCUUGGCAGCAGCCCAGAGAAUGAUCGAAGUCAUCAGCUCGGAGACAGAGGAGGGUCAUGAGACACCCACCUCUGCUGGCAACAGCAUCCUGGGGAUUCUGGGGAGCACAUUAUCAGCACUGGACACAGCCCCCCACCCACCUCUGUCUGGGGCCUCUGGUCUCAGCACAGCCUUGACCGCCUUCAACCUCACCCGUGCCCUGAUGAAAUCCCUGAUGAGGUCCCGGGUCCUGAAUGAGGAGACCUUGUUGCUGUCUGUCUCAGAGAUCCGCAUGCAGGGCAAGAGGGCCAACUCCCCGAACCUGCUGUGCCUGGCGCCCUCUGAGCGGUGUCUCUUCUCCGUGCCCAGCACGGCGGCCAGGCAGCUGGCGGGGAGUCAGGAGGUGGUGCAGGUGCUUAUGGACAUCUCCGUCAACCCCUUCCCAUUCAACUACUACGCCAACUCCUCCAUCUCCACCCGCCUGGCACUGCUGGAGUUCACCACUUCUGGAGGGGUGCCCAUCCCAGUCUCCAACCUGUCCGGGGAGAUGGCUAUCGGGCUGAGGCUGCCAACUGGGCAGCAGGAGCAGCAGAGCUCCCCUCCGACACUCAUCCUCCUCCCUCCUGGGGAAUCGGUCAACUUCACAGUGAGGGCCUUGGCGGGGAGCCGUGCCAAGGGGGUGCACAUCCGUGUUGGCGUCACCAUGCAGGAGGGUUUUGACCCUAGCCAGGAGAGAGAGCCCUCGAUCCAUUUCUACGGGCACUACACUCCGGUUCCCAAUGAGUUCCACUAUGCCUGGAAGGAAGAAAUGAUCUUUGACAACCUGCAAGGAGGCAGCAGCAGGGAGGUCACCAUCUUGCUUUCAUCUCCCCACAGCUUCAACGGGACGCUCCGGGACUAUCACGUCAACAUCACCAACCGCUUCUCCCAGGCGCCCGUCAGCGCUGCGGUCACAGUCUUUGCCAGCCUGUGCCAGUACUUCCACUUCCCCAGCAUGCAGUGGAGCACAGAGGGCCUGAGGCCGACGGCCGCCACCAGCCGGAAGGAGAUUGUGUGCCUGACGGAACAUCUCACUGUCUUCGGAGCUAGUCUCUUUGUGCCUCCUCACAGCAUCCUCUUCCUGCCCCCGAGCAAGCGCGCCAGGCAGGCUCCGCUGGUGGUGAUUACCUGCUGUGUGCUCUUCACCAUCUACCUGGGGAUGGUGCUGGUCGCCCACAAGCUGGAUGACAUCGACAUCACCCGAGUGGGCAUUGUCCCUCGCUGUGGCCAGCCCGGACGGUACAAGUACUGGGUAACAGUGAAGACUGGCUGGAAAAGAGGAUCAGGUACCACUGCCCACGUAGGGAUCAGCUUAUAUGGGCUGAACAAAAGUGGCUCUCGCCACCUGGACAAGGGCUGGGCCUUCCAGAGAAACAGCCAGGAUAUUUUCCAGGUGGAGACUGAUGCAAACCUGGGAGAAAUCUGGAAGAUCCGCAUCUGGCAUGACAACACUGGGCUGGACCCUUCCUGGUACCUGCAGCAUGUCAUUGUCUGGGACAGACAGACAGACCAUAUGUAUUUCUUCCUGGUGGACGACUGGCUGUCAGUGGAAAAUGAGCAAAACGAAGGAUUGGUUGAAAAGGAAGUCCUGGCUUCAUGCCCACAGGAGCUGAGAUGCUUCUCUCGAGUUUUCCCUGCCCAGCUGCGUCUUGGCUUUUCUGAUUGGCAUGUGUGGCUCUCCAUCUGGGGCCGCUCUCCCCACAGCCGCUUCACCCGGGUGCAGAGGAUUACUUGCUGCGUGCUUGCUGUGUACCUCUUCCUGGCCAUAUGUGUGCUCUGGUAUGGAGCCAUUGGAGUUGAGGGCUACAGUGUUCCCUUGGGAAGCCAGGUUUCAGUGACAGCAGAGAGCGUUGCUGUGGGAAUGGUUGUGGCUGUGGUGGUCUUCCCGAUACAGCUUCUUUUCACCUUCAUCUUCAGGAAAACUCGCAGUAAGGUGGUUGUGGAAGACCCCAACCCACCUGUGCAGGACUCUCAGACUGUGGAGAUGGAUGUGUGCCUGGAGCACGCUGACCUGAGCAGCUCCUCCUUCCUGUCUAUCCCAGGGGGGAUGGAGUCCAUCAUGGACAGGAGCUCUGUCAGUGGUGAGUCGCCUGGGAGUAGGAGGCCAGGGUCCACCCAGGAGAAUCUCACCAAAGUGGGCAACACAAGGGUUGUGAAACGCAGGCCCUCCUGCGACAGCAUUUUCGACGUCCCAGAUCUUCUGACCUCGGACUCCCUGGUGAGCCAAAGUCGGAGCCUCAAGAGGAAGAAGGCCCUGCUGAAGCUGGGAAUUGAGUCCGCAUCCAGCUCUGAUGGUGACCCCCUGUCCUUCUCCUUAGGGGACUCUGAGGAUAGCAGGAGAGAGAGCCAUGGCCACCGCCUCACCCGCUCUGAGGAAGAUCUGCUCAACUCUAUCGUAGCCGAGACUCAGCGGAGCAGCUCCUCGGACUGCGUCACGUCUGAUAGCGGCAGGUUCUCGCCCCGAGCCGAGGCAGAUCUGGUCUCUGAUGUUAUGGAAAGUCCCUCCAGCGCCUGGUCCGAUAGCAUCCCAGAGCAGAGGAGGCGUGGCUGGGGCUUCCUGCGCAAGUCCUUCUCCUACAUCUCCGCCCUGAUGAGCCCUGGCAGCGCGCUGCUUCCCGAUCCAGAGCCUCCGUCAGCCCCGGUGUCGUCCUUCUCCACCCGGAUCGGGGUGUCUCGCAGACCCUUGGAGUGGCUCUUCCCUGGCUGGGUGCUGCCUAUGACCUAUGCCUUCAUCUUCCUGCUUCUAGCAGGCUGCUUCACCGUCACCAUCCUCUAUGGCUCCUCCCUCCAUGACCACACUGCCCUAAUGUGGCUCAUCUCCUGCAUCUUCUCCUUCAUCACCUCCUUUGUGCUGCUGGAGCCACUGAAGGUGGUGCUGGAGGCCCUGCGUGCUGCUCUCAUCACUAAGCCAGUGGACAGUGAAGGAGAGGGGCUGGUGGAGGAGCCGCUGGUAAAGCCAGUGCCCGAGCGCAUUGGGAAGGUGCGAGUGCCCUGUGGAUACGGGCUUCUGCAGGCCAAGGAGGAAGCGAGGAAAGUGCGGGCGCUGCGAGUGCUGAUGAGGAGCUGCCUCACCCACCUGCUCUUCCUCCUGGUGGUUCUGACUGUCAACUACCAGAGCUGCUUCCACCACCGCAAUAUCCAUCUCCUGCACACUGCUGUCAGACAGGCCCUCACCGCCCCAAAUGACAGAGGACUCAACUUUUCCUCUAUCCGCAGUUACACUGACAAGUGGGAGUGGAUAGACUCUGUGUUACUGAGCUACCUCUACAGUAAUCCCCGACUGACCCUGGUUGGGGUGCCUCGUCUCCGGCAGGAGAGCUCUGCUGGGAACGUACCUCUGGAUCUGGCGCCCAGACCAGAGAUUUCCAGGAGUGGCCAAGUGGACAGAGACGUGUGCUGUGACCACAGCCUCCAGAAUUCAUCCCAUAACUCUAUCGGGUUUUGGAUCUGGGGGCAAAUUGGAGUUUACCACACUAACACUGGCUGCUGGAGGGAACUUGGAAACAGCUCUGCCAAAGCCCGAAGGACACUGGCUGACCUGCGAGCCAGCAACUGGAUCAACAAAAGGACCAGAGCUGUGUUUCUGGAGUUUACCCAAUACAAUGCUGAUGUCAACCUGUACGUGGUUGUAAUGCUCCUGCUAGAGCUCCCAUCAGUCAGACUGGCUGUUCCUUCCAUCUUCAUCCUCCCCUACCAAAUGCUGCGCCUAGGCACGGGGCUGGAUCUUUCACUUGUCCUAGUGAUCUCCUUGCUCGUCUUCAGCAUGGCCUUUCUCCUGGCAGAGCUGUCGCUACUGUCUCAGGAAGGGGCCUCCUGUUUGGGUCAGAGCCGCUGUUGGCUCCAGCUGCUCCUGGCACUGCUCUCCAUUGCAGUUGGUGCCUUGCACUUUGCGCACAUCUGGCUGGCAGAUGUGCGGCUUGAGCAUUACUGGGGACACCGCCAGGCCUUCACUAGCUUUUAUGAAGUGGCACUGCUGGCUCAGAUGGAAGUCUGUCUCUCGGCCCUGCUGCUGACCAUCACGACGCUGAAGAUUGUACAGCAGCUGCGCUUUGUCCGGAGAUGGUCUGCAUUUGGGAAGACGUUCCAGCAUGCACUGCAAGAGCUAGUGGCUGCCAUGCUCAUCUUCCUCCUGCUGCUCCUUGUCUAUGCCCAGUGUGGAUAUUUGGCCUUCUCUGCUACAGCAGAGGAGUUCAGAACAUUCCGAUGUGCCUUCUAUGCGCUGCUUUCGGUCCUCCAUGGGAAAGUGGCUUUCCUGUCUGUGAUCCAGGAAUUCCCCACCCUUGGCACUGCCUAUGUCCUCAGCUUCACGGUCAGCUUGCUCUGCGUUGGCAGCCGUUUCCUUUGUGCUGUCAUCCUUCAUAGCUACCGCACUGUCCAAGCUGAAAUGUACCGCCCUGCCAUGGAACCGCAGGACUACGAGAUGAUCGAGUUCUUCGUGAAGAGAUUCAAAUUGUGGAUGGGGCUCAGCAAAACUAAAGAGUUCCGCCACAAAGUAAAGUUUGAAGGGAUGGACUCCCUGAUUUCACGCUCCUCCGGGAACUCCAAACGCUCCCACCUCCUAUCUGCUGGCACCAUCUUCCGCUGUGCCAGCUCCACCAUCUCCUCCAUCUCCUUCAGCUCAGAGGAGCUGGCCCUUUCAGAGAGCCCUGUCCCGGAGCAGUACAAUGUACAGUUUUACUUGGACCGUCUACCCUCUGCAGUCAAUAACCUUCUGGACCAGUUUGACCGGGUCAUUAGAGUCAUGGAGGAUGUAUGCCAGCUGGAGAGCAGUCUGGAACAGGCUCAGAAAAGAAUUAAUGACAACAAGAAGGGACAGAAGAGCCUGCAGGGGGAGAAGGUGACACUAGCUAAGCAGCUAGAGCUACCAAGGACUUACAGCACCUUCUCGGAGUCUGCCCUGGUUAGACUGAGGUCCCACAGGGCCAAGGUCUCCAACUGCAAUGCCACUGAUGGGCACAAGCUGGUCCAGCAGCCUCCAGCAGAUGGGGUACCUAACCCAGUGGCCGGGUGCACAUCCUGGCUGGUUGGCCCUCCAAUAUCAACUGAUCUGUGCCACAGGCGUAGCCAGGCACCAGGCAUUUCGUGCAAGUGGAGACCAAAGAGUGAGGAGGAGCAGGGCUGUCUGUGCCAUGAAGUUCCUCAGAGGCAGAUCCCUUUAAAGAGAAGAGCAUGGCAAACAGAAGGUGCUGGGAACAUGUAAUGAGACAAAGGUAGAAAUCAGGUCAUAGAGGGCAGGUCGGACUCCCAUCCCAGCCCUAGAGAUGGAGGCCUCUCAAUUUCCAAAGAGUGUUCCACUUACAGCAUCUGCCCUGCUUGGCAAAGGCUGUCCUUGUGAAGGACAACUCUUUGCAUUAGCUGUCCUCCACCCUGCUCCAGCACAGUGCACCAGAAUGUCAUUGUCCCAACUCCUCCGGGAGUUCAACAGUGGGCGUGUGACCCCAGUUGCUGGGGCAGAGCUGAAUACCAAUAAAAUCAUUACAUGGCGGUGCUCCCAUCAGAAGUGACCAUAAGACCUGCAAGAGAAAUGAUGGCUGAUAAUACAGUAGCACGUCCUUCCCUUUCACAGUAUUAGUGCUGACUGCCUCCCCCCUUCACAGAAGUGGGCUAAUCGAAAGGCAGGUGGAGCAACCUCCCCUGAAGCAGCUCUCCCCAUAUUGCUGCUGAGAUCCCCCAGACUGAGACUUGUCAGUUGCUUCCCAGCUCUUUGGAACACUCUCCUGAAUGGGCUGAAACAAAGGCAGGUGCAGAAGCUACCCUUGACUAAUUCCAUCCUGGGGCUAAAUUCCUGGAUGA